CGUUGUGCAUCUCAGCCACCUCCUUCCCUCUCGAGCAGGCAGACCUCCUGAGCAGCUUCAACAAUGAGCAGCGUAUCAAGAAUUAGCAUGUCCAGCGGCUACUCUGGACGUAACUUAGGUGGUGGAAGCUUGGGUGGAGCCCGAAUGCAGAGGCAGUACGCUUCCAGUGUUUAUGGUGGAGCAGGUGGGAGUGGAGCGAAGAUCUCCAUCUCCUCUGGUGGGUUUGGGGGUGGAAGCUAUGGGAUGGGAGGGGGGUCAGGUUUCGGCGGUGGAGCGGGCUUCGGGGGUGGUGCAGGCUUCGGGGCCGGCGGAGGAAUGGACAUCAACGUUGGAGCCAACGAGAAAGCCACCAUGCAGAACCUGAAUGACCGUCUGGCCUCUUACCUCGAGAAGGUGCGCAAACUGGAGAGCGCCAACGCCGAGCUGGAGCUGAAGAUCCGACAGUACUUGGACAAAAAGACCGGCCCCGCUUCCCGGGACUACUCUGCUUACUUGGCCACCAUCGCUGACCUGCAGGGAAAGAUCCAGAAAGCUAUUUGUGAUAAUGGAACCGUCUUCUUGGCCCAUGAGAAUGCAAAGUUGGCAGCAGACGACUUCAGAGCCAAGUAUGAAAAUGAGCUAAGCAUGCGUACAUCAGUGGAGGCAGACAUUGCUGAGUUGAAGAGAGUACUGGAUCAGCUCACGUUAGCCAGAUCUGACCUGGAGAUGCAGAUAGAGGGUCUCAAGGAAGAACUGAUCUUCCUCAAAAAGAACCAUUUGGAGGAAAUGGAGGCUCUGAGGAACCAGAUGAGUGGCCAGAUCAAUGUGGAGGUGGAUGCAAAGCCGCAGGUAGACCUGACCAAGAUCAUGGCUGAGAUCCGUGAGCAGUAUGAAGGCGUGGCCGCCAAGAACCAGAGGGAACUCCAGUCCUGGUUCGACUCGAAGACAGAGACACUCAACAAAGAGAUGGUGGUGAGCACAGAAACUCUGCAGACGACCAAGACAGAGAUCUCUGAGCUCCGGCGCACAUUACAAGGCCUGGAAAUUGAGCUCCAGUCACAAUACAGCAUGAAAGCGGGUCUGGAGGGCACGUUAGCUGAAACAGAGUCCCGGUACUCUAUGAAGCUCCAAGGGCUCCAGAUGCAGGUGACAUCUCUGGAGACACAGCUGACACAGCUGCGUGCCGACAUGGAACGACAAAGCCAAGAGUACCAGAUGCUGCUCGACGUGAAGACGAGGCUGGAGAUGGAGAUCGCAGAAUACAGGAGGCUACUGGAUGGAGAGGGCAGCAUUGGCAGUAAAGAAAGCAGCACGGUGAAGAAGGUCAUCGUGGUCACAGAGGAGAUUAAGGACGGCAAGCUGGUUUCCUCAACAACCUCCUGAUGACCUGAGACACAUGGAAAACAUGAGGAACCGCAGCUGAAGGUCACGUCACCAUCUGGAUCAGAACUGCUUCCUUCAUAUAUCACCAACGCAAUAAAAGCCUCUAUCACUCUA
This is a messenger RNA of Xiphophorus maculatus (southern platyfish), 1476 nucleotides long. Its product is annotated as keratin, type I cytoskeletal 13-like. The transcript is spliced from 7 exons. Lineage: Eukaryota; Metazoa; Chordata; Actinopteri; Cyprinodontiformes; Poeciliidae. Gene Ontology annotation, molecular function: structural molecule activity. The record is from RefSeq and is a predicted model, not a curated record. Bases 64 to 1362 code for a protein of 432 amino acids.